AUCCUGUGAAAUACUUCUUUUUAAGCCACUAAAACAACAGAAAUCAUGAGCAGUAUUGUAGCCAGAAAAGAUAAUGAUCCAUAUUGUGGAAACGGGAUGAAACUGACCAGUGAGAAGUUGCCCAAAAACCCUUUCUCUGUAUCUCAGUAUGCUGCUAAACAACAAAAAUUCUUCCAAUGGAAGAAGGAAAAGCCUGAUUAUUACCGCCAUGCUAAUUUGGUGGAUACAGCACUGCAGUUCCUGAAAGAAAGGAUAAGAAAAGGGGAUGGUAUGGCAUAUUUUCUAAGAGGCCAACUCUAUUUUGAAGAGGGCUGGUACGAAGAAGCCUUAGCACAAUUUGAAGAAAUCCAGGAGAAAGACCAUCAGGCAAUUUAUCAGCUAGGAGUGAUGUAUUAUGAUGGGUUGGGGACCAUCGCAGAUGCUGAAAAAGGAGUGGGCUAUAUGAAGAAAAUCCUUGAUUCUUCAUGCCCCCACACAAUGCACUUGAAAUUUGCUGCUGCUUACAACCUCGGAAGAGCUUAUUUUGAAGGAAAAGGCGUGAAGCAAUCCGACGAGGAAGCGGAGAGACUGUGGCUUUACGCUGCUGACAAUGGGAACCCAAAAGCUAGUGUGAAGGCACAGAGUAUCCUAGGAUUGUUUUAUUCAAUGAAAGAGCCCAAAGACUUGGAAAAGGCAUUUUUCUGGCAUUCGGAAGCUUGUGGCAAUGGAAAUCUGGAGUCCCAGGGUGCACUUGGUCUCAUGUACUUUUACGGACAGGGAAUCCGCCAAGACACUGACGCCGCCCUGCACUGCUUACGGGAAGCAGCUGAACGAGGGAAUGUCUAUGCCCAGGGGAUUCUUGUGGAGUACUACUACAAGAUGAAGUUCUUUACCAAGUGUGUUUCGUUUUCCAAAAGGAUAGCAGACUAUGAUGAGGUUCACGACAUCCCCAUGAUAGCCCAUGUCACAGACUGUCUCCCAGAGUUUAUCAGCAAAGGCAUGGCCAUGGCGUCUUUCUACUAUGCGCGGUGUCUCCAGCUUGGCUUGGGCAUUACAAAAGACGAAGCAUCUGCCAAGCACUAUUAUUCUAAAGCUUGCCGUCUGAACCCUACACUGGCAGAUGAACUUCACUCCUUACUUAUUCACCAGAGAAUUUAGACCACAAAGCAUUUC
Molecule: messenger RNA, 1152 nt
Organism: Rattus rattus (black rat)
Lineage: Eukaryota; Metazoa; Chordata; Mammalia; Rodentia; Muridae
Gene: Lrp2bp
Product: LRP2 binding protein
Exons: 9
Coding region: 46-1137 (363 amino acids)
Molecular function (GO): protein binding
Source: RefSeq, a predicted model, not a curated record